GUCACUUCCUUGUUUCUCUGACUGAUUCUCUCUGCCUGCCUCUCCUCAGACUGACGAUGGCUGAAGCCCAGCUGUGUGGAUUACAGGACGAGUUCACAUGCUCGGUGUGUCUGGACACCCUGACUGACCCCGUCACCAUCCCCUGUGGCCAUAAUUUCUGCCUGAAGUGCCUCACAAAGAACUGGGAUCAGAGCCAAGAGUACAGCUGUCCUCAAUGCAGACACACCUUCACCACAAGGCCUGAACUGAAGAGAAUCACUCUGCUUAAUGAAGUCGUUAAGAAAUUAAAGAAGACGACACUCAGUUCUCCUCCUCCUCAGAAUUAUGCUGGCCCUGGAGACGUGGAGUGUGACUUCUGUACUGGUAAGAAGUUCAGAGCGGUGAAGUCCUGUCUCACCUGCCCGGCCUCCUACUGCCAGACUCACCUGCAGCCUCACUAUGAAGGAGACGCCCUGAAGCACCACAAGUUGGUUGAUCCUGAUAGAAAUCUGAAGAAGAAACUCUGUGAGAAACAUCACAAAAGUCUGGAGAUAUUCUGUAAAACUGAUGAUUCCUGUAUCUGCUUGAUGUGUGUGGUGACUGAACAUAAAAAUCAUGAAAUGGUCGAGCUGGAGACGGAAAGAGAAGAAAAGGAG
Messenger RNA from Polypterus senegalus (gray bichir), 635 nucleotides. RefSeq names its product E3 ubiquitin/ISG15 ligase TRIM25-like. Gene Ontology annotation, molecular function: zinc ion binding. The annotation marks the transcript as partial. NCBI's taxonomy places the organism in Eukaryota, Metazoa, Chordata, Cladistia, Polypteriformes, Polypteridae. The transcript has a single exon. The record is from RefSeq and is a predicted model, not a curated record.